Aspergillus mulundensis is the source of this 708-nucleotide messenger RNA. Its product is annotated as BTB/POZ domain-containing protein. NCBI's taxonomy places the organism in Eukaryota, Fungi, Ascomycota, Eurotiomycetes, Eurotiales, Aspergillaceae. The coding region runs from base 1 to 708 and encodes 235 amino acids. The record is from RefSeq and is a predicted model, not a curated record. Gene Ontology annotation, molecular function: protein binding. The transcript is spliced from 2 exons.
AUGGCGGAAUCAGCGGGAGCAACGACCUUCGAAUCAUCCGGGUCACUCGUCCUCGAAAAUAUGAAGAACCUCUUUCUGACUGGCAAAUACGCAGAUAUGAAGGUCACUUGUCAGGGAUUUACAUUCAACGUCCACCGUGCAAUCUUGUGUUCCCAAUCCACCUUCUUCGACGCCACGGUCAACAGAAACUUCAAGACAGUAGACCUACCAGAAGACGACCUCGAAACUAUCGAACGCGUAUUAUCCUUCCUUUACUUCAAUUACUACGACGAGCUCAACCACGUGAUGGACUUGCAUACCCAAUUGAUCAGUCUGAGGCUGCGCAACCUGGCCAGGAAUAUGGGAAGGAUUGUAUUUGAAAAGCCAGGAAGUGGGCUCCAUCCUCCAGGAACAAUUGAACCAUACAUUCACAUACAAGUCUACGCCGCAGCGAACAAAUACGGAAUACCUACGUUGAAAGACUCAGCAGCCGAGCGUCUUGACUAUUGGUUCGACAAGGUGAGCCAGGGUGUGACGCCCGAGAUACUCACCUAUGCCUUCAGCAUACUCCCCGCGGAUGACUCGCAACUCCGAUACAUCCUCAUUAAUUACAUCACCAAGUAUCUGGGUACGUUGGUUGAGAAAGAGGGGUUCUCUGGCUUUCUAGAAGCGUACCCAAGUAUCGCGCCCGCUGUUUUUGUUCGACUGAAACGAGAGCAAAAACUUUGA